AUGACACAGCCCAAAACUUGCCCAGCUGGUUCUUACUGUGCCAGAGGUAGCUCCCGUCCUGAGCCCUGCCCGGAGGGCACAUACGGUAGCAGAAAGGAGCUGGCUGCGCUGCUGGACUGCAGCCCGUGCGGAGGUGGGUUCUACUGUGCUGGCCAAGGACAGACAGGCCCCAGUGGCCUCUGCGAGGCUGGGUUCCACUGCCGGGGCAGAGCAGUGACACCAUUGCCCACAGAUGGGGUGACAGGUGAUAUCUGCCCUGCUGGAGCGUACUGCCCACCUGGCUCCCUGUUACCUACACCCUGUCCUCCGGGGACCUACAGUAAUGUGAGUGGGUUGAGGAGCCUGAAGCAGUGUUUGGACUGCCCACCUGGGCUGUACUGUGAUGGGACAAACAGCCAAGCUCCCACUGGACCCUGCAAACCUGGCUACUUCUGUACUGGAGCUGCCAAGACUGCCCUUCAGCAUGUGGCCAUGGAGGGGCAUUAUUCACUGGCCGGAGCUUUCAGACCAGAACCCUGCCCUCCUGGGAGUUUCCAGCCUGUCCUUGGUCAGUCUCUGUGUAGAGAGUGCCCAGAGGGGACGUUUUGCAAUCAGACUGGCCUGGCUGAACCUGUGACUUGUCCCAAAGGGCAUUAUUGCCCAGCUCGGAGUAUACUGCCUCUCCCAUGUCCAGUGGGCACUUACACGGACAUACUCGGUGCCAUGGGGACAGGAUCCUGCAAACCCUGCAUGGCAGGCAUGUACUGCAGCACAGCUGGUCUGCCCAUGCCUGAGGGACUGUGCCAGCCAGGAUAUUAUUGUGCCCAAGGGUCCAACAGCACCUCACCCGGAUGUUUUGUGGAGAAUGGGGAUUAUCCUCUCCGAGUGGCCCCUGCUGGCCAGGAUUCUUCUGCACAGCAGGUACUUGAUUUAGCAUUCCCAAGGGCAAAGAGAGGAAGAGAAUGGGGGCCUUAUUUUCUCCAUAUUCCUUGA
Mauremys reevesii (Reeves's turtle) is the source of this 972-nucleotide messenger RNA. RefSeq names its product signal peptide, CUB and EGF-like domain-containing protein 3. Bases 1 to 972 code for a protein of 323 amino acids. Lineage: Eukaryota; Metazoa; Chordata; Testudines; Geoemydidae. The record is from RefSeq and is a predicted model, not a curated record. The transcript is spliced from 7 exons.